UUCUCUGCGGGUAACAGCAGAACGUGUUUUGCCACUUGUUCCUAACUCGUUACUAUUGUUUAUUGUCCCUCCGCAGAAAGAACAGUACUACUCUGAGCAACACUCCUCCUUGGUUAACAAGGCCUACCAAACCCUCCUGAACCCCUUGAGCCGUGGCCUUUAUCUGCUGGAGCUGAAUGGAGUAGAGCCGGCACAAGAGACAGACUGUGAUGCAGACUCAGUGUUUCUCACGGAAAUCAUGGAAAUUAAUGAGAAAUUAGCAGAGCAUAAAAAUGAGGGUAUCCUUGAAGAAAUUGAAACUUUAAUUAAAGUUAAACAAGAAGAACUGACCAAAGAGGUGACUGCAGCUUUUGAAAGAGAUGAUCUUCAAGAAGCUAAGAAGCUUCUAGCCAAAAUGAAAUAUUUUGCAAACUUAGAGGAUAAACUAAAGAACAAGAAGAUGCCUUCCUGAUACUGCCUCCUUCACCGUGACGAGUUUAUGUUAUUUUCAAUUAAACAGCUGAUUUAGUUACCAAAA
This is a messenger RNA of Leptosomus discolor (cuckoo roller), 517 nucleotides long. NCBI's taxonomy places the organism in Eukaryota, Metazoa, Chordata, Aves, Leptosomiformes, Leptosomidae. The record is from RefSeq and is a predicted model, not a curated record.